UCCUCCAUUUUUAUUUGCUUUUAUUUACAACUGUCCGCAAUUUAGGUUUUGGGGUGUUGUCUUGAGACCUUACCCAUCUGCUUCUUAAAACUCAUCCUUAUUGGGAGACCCUGCAUCGUUACUUUAUUAUUUUUUUAAAGCUGAAGAAAGAAAGACGGCAACUCCAAACUAACAUGGCAGUCAGACUGUGUGAUGUGGCUUCUCUGCUUAGAAGUGGUUCGUGGGCAGCAGAGCCUUGGACUGGGCAGGUAAUUGCUGCCAUGGAAACACAACUGUCUAAUGGACCAACUUGCAAUAACACAACCAAUGGUCCUACUACCAUAAACAACAACUGCUCAUCACCGGUUGAUUCUGGAAACACAGAGGACAGCAAAACCAAUUUAAUAGUCAACUAUCUUCCUCAGAACAUGACACAAGAAGAGCUGAAAAGUCUUUUUGGGAGCAUUGGGGAGAUAGAAUCCUGCAAACUUGUAAGAGACAAAAUAACAGGCCAGAGUUUGGGAUAUGGAUUUGUGAACUACAUUGACCCCAAGGAUGCUGAAAAAGCGAUCAAUACUCUGAAUGGAUUGAGACUUCAAACCAAAACAAUAAAAGUUUCCUAUGCGCGACCAAGCUCAGCUUCCAUUAGAGAUGCUAAUCUGUAUGUCAGUGGUCUCCCAAAAACUAUGACCCAGAAAGAACUAGAACAGCUAUUCUCCCAAUAUGGACGUAUUAUUACUUCCCGUAUUCUCGUUGACCAAGUCACCGGAGUUUCAAGGGGUGUGGGCUUCAUACGAUUCGACAAAAGGAUUGAGGCAGAAGAAGCCAUCAAAGGCUUGAAUGGGCAGAAACCUCCAGGUGCCACAGAACCAAUCACUGUUAAGUUUGCCAACAAUCCAAGCCAAAAAACCAAUCAGGCCAUCCUUUCCCAGCUGUACCAGUCUCCAAACAGAAGGUAUCCGGGACCUCUAGCUCAGCAGGCUCAACGUUUUAGGUUGGACAAUCUGCUCAAUAUGGCUUAUGGAGUAAAGAGUAGGUUUUCUCCAAUGACCAUUGAUGGAAUGACCAGUUUGGCUGGGAUCAAUAUCCCGGGACAUGCGGGAACAGGAUGGUGCAUUUUUGUAUACAAUUUAGCUCCUGAUGCGGACGAGAGCAUUCUGUGGCAAAUGUUUGGACCCUUCGGCGCUGUGACCAACGUCAAGGUCAUCCGUGACUUCAACACAAACAAGUGCAAAGGUUUUGGAUUUGUGACUAUGACAAACUAUGAUGAGGCAGCCAUGGCAAUAGCCAGCCUGAAUGGAUACCGCCUUGGAGACAGAGUUUUGCAGGUCUCUUUUAAAACAAACAAAACGCACAAAGCCUAAUGAGUUGCCCUCAGCCCAAUUUAUAUUUGAAAACUAUUCAACAAAGGCAAGUUAAAAAAGAAACUUUAUACAUUAGUAAAUGUCUUUGUAAGUCAGUGUUGAGAUGGGGGGGAUAAAAAAACGACUAGCAUCCUAAGAAAUAUGCGAGAUUUUUUAUUGCUAGUAUUUGAAUUAAAACUUCUUAAAUAUCUUAUGUUUGAAUAUGGACAAGAGGUACAGGGUUUUUACCUGUAACAAUGCAUUCUAUUGCCUUCUUUGAAGAAGGCGGACCUUUUAAAAUGUUUGCGCUAAGGGAAGAAAUUUCUUUUACACGACUGCCUUGAACCUGUGAGUAGAUAUUGAGGCUUUGUGUUAUAAUCUUUAAGUUGGUUGUUUUGAGUUUCUUUCGGUUUACACUUUACUGCCUUGCUGUUUAGUCUGUUCAAGAAAAGUGUUUUUGAAGUUUACAUUUUUAUUUAUAAAGUUUAAAAGUAUUUAUUUUGUAGUUAUGAUUUGGGUUUGGGGAAGGGGGGUGGUGCAUUAUAAAAGCUUAUUGUAAGAUUACUGGAGAACUUUUCGUAAAGCAGUACCUUGCCAAAGAGAUAAGAGCCUCUUUGAUGUGGGUUUAAAAAAAAACAAAGCAUCUAUUUUUAUAAAAAAGAGAAAAUUUGGAGAAACUUUUUACAGGUCCUGGAACAAAUAUUUUGACUUGAAUACUUUGAGAAAUCUCUUCAUAUGACACCUAGUGAGCUUUUAAAACUUACCAGGAAAUUUGCAGUGGUUGGGGGAAAAACUUUAGAGAGAUUUAUGAUGUAGAAAUUCUUUAGAGAUCUUUGUUAUUCAAGAAGUGGAAUCACUGGGAAAGCACUGCUGGUUUUGCUUUUGUAAUCGUUGGUGCAGUCUCUGAACAUCCUGGUUACUAUGUGAUAAGUGGCUCACGUUAACUUGUGAUUUUGAAACAAAAGAAAAAAACAUUUACGAGUAUAUAAGAGCAGGCAAGAAAUUUAAAUUAACUGAGAUGGGGGAAAAAUCUGUUCUUCCUAUAGAAUUCCCUUCAGAUAGAGCUCAUGGUGUUUAGUGAUGUACUUGCAGUAUUGUUUGAAGAAUUGUUUUGUCUUAAAGAAAAAAAAAGACGUUUGCACAUGGUUUGCUUAAUAGCAGACCAGGAAGAAGCAGUCUUGCGUUGGAUAUAUUUGAAGGUAUUUUGAAAGUUACGUUCAAGGCUAACACCUGAGCUUUGUGUAAUGUAAAUAAGAUCUUGCGUUUAUGAACCUCUUUUCAGCUACUAUUUUGGGUUUUCUUCUGUAUUUUGUUUCCUUUAUUUAACAUGCCAAGUGAUGUUCAGAUUUUGAAUGUUUUUGUAUUUUUUUUCUUUGUAAAUGGCAUUAACAUUGUUACUUGAGGUCUGCUUAUUCAUUUUUGUUGUCCUGGGGACUUGAAUUUACAGUGUAUCAGAUACGUUGCAAAUUUUGUCUGUAGAUAGUCUAGCUUCAGCUGUUUAUGGUGAUGCUACAUUUUUGUUUAUAAAUAUGUUUGUGGUAAAAAAAAUGAGUAUAACCAUAGGUUUUGAACAAAUUCCUUACAUUUUUCAUACCAGAAUCAUAAAUACCUGUAUGCUAUUGAAAUUUAACUUUGUAUGACGCUUAAAUCACUUAUUUGGGGAAAUAAUAAAAGUCUUUACCAUGUAUGGAAGAAAUUUAAGGUCAAAAAAGUACAGAUAUUUUCUGAUUAGCAUCUAGCUUAUAAUAAAUUUUUAAAAAGCUGAAGGCUGCUGUGCCUUCCCCAGGAUGCACUGAUACAACUAUAUAGUUACGUCCUGCUUUUUGUAUAAACUGAGAUGCUCAUACGCUUCCCCUUAGAACAAGCAAUGUGCUAUGCAUUAACAUACUUGUACAUGAUCUUUGCAGUUGCUUUUUUUGAUUCUUUUUUUUUUAAAUUGUAGUUAUAAAAUUUCAGUCUAGUACAGUACAUAUACUGUGGGAGAAUAAAGUGUGCUAAAGUGACAAGCGACGUUUCAUGCUGGACCCACUCAAUGCUACUUAAAAAUCAAUUGGCUUCCUGACACAUGCUUGUUUUAGGUGCAUUGAAAAACUAUUGUGCAUUUAAACAAUUUUUCAGAAAACAAAGGGUUCCAUUGUGGGGGUGGGUGGGGGAGAACCGAAUCUGCAUUCUUUGCUACUAUAUAUUACUGUAGCAAAAAA
Euleptes europaea (tarantolino) is the source of this 3523-nucleotide messenger RNA. RefSeq names its product ELAV like RNA binding protein 2 (gene ELAVL2). Gene Ontology annotation, molecular function: RNA binding. The coding region runs from base 174 to 1343 and encodes 389 amino acids. NCBI's taxonomy places the organism in Eukaryota, Metazoa, Chordata, Lepidosauria, Squamata, Sphaerodactylidae. The transcript has 8 exons. Gene Ontology annotation, cellular component: ribonucleoprotein complex. The record is from RefSeq and is a predicted model, not a curated record.